This is a messenger RNA of Anguilla rostrata (American eel), 2832 nucleotides long. RefSeq names its product LIM and calponin homology domains-containing protein 1-like. Gene Ontology annotation, cellular component: stress fiber. The record is from RefSeq and is a predicted model, not a curated record. Gene Ontology annotation, molecular function: myosin II head/neck binding. Gene Ontology annotation, biological process: regulation of focal adhesion assembly; positive regulation of stress fiber assembly. The transcript is spliced from 5 exons. The annotation marks the transcript as partial. NCBI's taxonomy places the organism in Eukaryota, Metazoa, Chordata, Actinopteri, Anguilliformes, Anguillidae.
UGUAGAGUUGUGUGUGUGUGUGUGUGUGUGUGUGUGUUUGGUCCUGGCGCAGACACACCCUGGAGCAGUAUACAGACCCAGAGCCCACAGCAGGAGGUGGAGGGGGUGCAGAAGAAGACUGCCUCUUUGGAUCGCAACCUGAACCCAGAGCAGACACAGCCUAGAGGAGCUAAGAGGUCUGGAUCUUGUGACAGUGUAGCAGCAAACUCAUCACCUGCAUUCCCAUCUUCCAUUCAGCCUCAGUCCCCAAACAGGUCAGUGAGUGGGAAGAAGCUGUGCUCCAGCUGUGCUCACCCUCUGGGUAAAGGUGCUGCCAUGAUCAUCGAGAGCCUCAGUCUCUACUUCCACAUACAGUGUUUCAAGUGUGGGGUCUGUAAAGGUCAGAUCGGGGACACCAGCACAGGGACUGAUGUCAGAAUUCGCAAUGGCCUCCUCAACUGCCAGCAGUGCUAUCAAAGAUCACGUGCUGCGGGCCAGCCCACCACCUUGUGACCCGUCUGGGCCUCAUCUCCACACAGCUGAAGCACAGAGAACAUUUCGGUUUGUCGAAACCUUGUUUUUUUUCGAGAGAGACAAUCGCCGCUGGGACCCCAGUCAGGACUUAAGCGUUGGAGCACUGACAUUUUCCUAACUCACGAGAACUGAAGUUAGAAUGACCUUAACUUUGUCUCGCCACAAAAAUAGGGAAAUGGUUUGAUAAGCUAAGAACUGGACUUCACUGGAUGUACCGUAUACCGCUGAUCUCUGAAUCAUAUUGUACCUUCUUGUUUCAUUUGGAAUUCUAUAUAAAACAUUAAUGAUGCAAUAUGGGAGUCUGCUAAUGCAAUAAUUUUGUUUCUGUAACAAAAUAUUAUGCAAAAGAAGUGCAUGUAUUUUCUCAUAUGACAAUACUGUCUUAUUUUCAGUAUGCAAGCUUUGUUAAGUGGCUGGUUUUUGCUUCUCGUUCGUUCGCAAAAUGAAGACCCGCUGUGUGAUACAAUGGUUCUUUUUCUCCCUUUGUAUCCAGUGGGCAUUAGGGUAGGUCAGCAAGGACUUAAAUAUCAAUCACACUGGAACUGCUCCUUGCUUUUAGAUUCACAAUGACAUUGCCAAUUUCUCUCAUGUUGUAGAGACGUGUGCACUUACGUAACACACUCCUAGGGAUCUCUCAGACGUCCAGUGCAAGUUGUGUUGUCCAAAAUUUACAGUAUCUGUCUGUAUUUCGAUAUACUGGAGACACCAAGCCAAAACGGAUCAAAUAAUUCUGGCUCUGUCAUUCGUUUUUGUUUGUUUGUUGUGAAUGGCGAAGUAUCGCUCGUAUCCUUCUCCCUGUAAAAUGGGAGAUGGGUGUGCAUAGCAGCCGGAUAUUUGUGAUUCUUUAACUGGACUCUAGUACUGCAGUCAGAGCUCUGAUUUGGCUGCCUGCAGUAGCGUGCAUGGAGGCUGCGGAGCUUUCAAUGGCUUUAGAACACUGAGUGUGUCUUUUGACUGGCCGAUUUAAAAAAAAAAAAACAUUUUUGGCCAGGAGUUUUUUUUUUUUUUUGACUGACCUUUUUAAUUAUUUAUUUUUGGAAUGCCAGAGCUCGGCGUAGAGUCUGUUUCAUCUGGCGACACCUUGUAUGUGGAGCCCAGCUCAACAUUGACCUGCCUGCCUUAAAGGGUUUUACGAAGGCAGGUCCGAAGCUUUGGGUUCAUAUAUUUAACGAGUGGUUGUUGCAUCUUUAGUUUAUUUUACAUGUCAAAUUUGGUUUUGGGUGGUAUCACCGAUGAUUGCUGUAACUUAUUUUAAGAGAGAAUGCAUGGUUGAUUUUGCAGAGAUGGUUUUCCCUUGACACCUUCAUUUUAAAUCUUAUUUCUGUUGCCGUCGAGAUGAUAUUAAACCUGUGCCUUAGGAAUGCAAACGAUUGCACAUAUUCUGGGAUGACGGGUCUGGAGAGUCAAUCCGAAGAUUAUGUUAUUUUAUGGUUCAUUUACUCUCGUGUGAGAUUAAUGUGCACGUCACACCCAGAGGAAGAAUAGGGCUGUUGUCGGGGGUUUGAAUGAUCCUGCUUGUGCUUCUUUUAACUUUACUUACCCACACGGAACAUCUAAAAUCAAAAAUGUUUCCAAGUGUAAUGAAACUUUGCCUUUAGUGCUUUGAGAUUCUGAUAAAUACACUCGAAAUUACCUUUUUUUUUCAAACCAGCACCCUAUUUUCCAUGUGUAGCCAAUACAGUUAUGAUUUCCCAUAUCUGAAUGUAGAUUGGACAUUGGUGCUAUCGGGUUGAAAAUAUUACAACAUUAAGCUGCUGGCAAUUUCUUCUUAUUUUUGGUAACAUUCUAAUUGAACCAGAACCACUGUUCUACCUCCAGCGAACCUCCACGUCAUGGCCUGUAGAACCAUUUCAUGACGUAGUUGCAUAUGCCAGUUGCCCGAGAUAAGGCUGCGGAAUCGCCCUGCCCCCUCCUCUUUCCUUUGAAGAUCCCCCGAAAUUCUAGAACGGAAGGGAUCUCGAACUUAAGCAUAUUCCCCUUUCAUUACGUUUGCGGUGGAAAGACCGUUUAGAUACUUUAGUAUUCCGUUGAUAUGUAUUAUGUCAGUGUUUCAAUUCUGCUUGCGUAUGACUAAAUUUUGAUGAAAUCCAAGUUGUGACCUGAUUAGGGGGAGGGUCAAUGAAAAAGGCAAUAAUGGGGCCUUCUCUGAGCAAGGGAGAGGGGCAUAUGUAAGCAAUGGCAACGAUAACACAUGCGUUUAAGUUCUGUAUUUAUUACGAUUUUCAUUUGAAAGCUAUUAAAAUAACAGAUUAAAUAAAUGUUGAAAUGAAAUGGCUUUUAUAGCAAAUGUAUGUUUGUAAAUAAAAUGUUCAUAAUGUA